AUCAAUCUUUGUUCUUGUUCGUUUCUGUCUUUUUUGGACUUCAGAUCGUCCUUCGCCUUGUGUUUGGAUCUGCUGCGGGUAGAAGAUGAGUGGGAUGACGAGCUUCCGAUUUCUGAUUGUUUUACCCGUUGUUCUUCGGCGAUCGAAUGGAACUUUAAUGUUUAGCUUUCUAAUUCUUUCAUCGAGAGGAUUGCAGGAAGAUUGAGUUUCUAUGGAUGUGCCCUUCUGCUGGUCUGGGUAUAUUUAUAGAUUCUCGUGUUGCAAAAGUGAUGUUAUAUAUGCUUAUAAAAAAAUCGGAAUUCUCCACGGAUGUCGAAUUUUCCUUUUUUUCUCGAAAUAAAUGAGAGUGGUACAUACUUGUCUGUGAAAAUCCUUUUUUUGGCUUUUAAAUAGAACUGGUCUUGUGCAGUCGUCGCAUGUACCUGCUUUUGAAAAUUUCAGUUCGCCAGUGCCACGAUUGGAAUUGUUCGGAUGUCUUAAAUUAAACAGAUGUUCUUAACUUUGAAUUUUUUUAUGAAUUUGGUAAGUAGGCAUGGAUUCAAACAUGCCGAUCAACUCAUUUUAAGAUUUAGCAAUUUCAUUGCCAAAUUUCUUUAUCAUAGUGCAUGUUUCAUAGGCUCGCAAUUUUGGGCCAGUUAGGGGAAAAUCAAGUAGUUUUUCACCUUAAUUCCUUUGCUUUCUGCAGGACAGUUUAGUUUUAAUAAGUUUAAUCUCCUCCAUGAACUCUUUUCAAAUGAACUUCCAGGGUGUACACUGAGUCUGAUAUAUAAUUCAUGAUCCAUCUUGUGGUUCUCUUUACAUUUUUUUUAUCGCAGAAACACACUGCUAAUGUUGCUUGUGGCACAUUUCAGAUUGUUUUAAAUCACAAUCGGGACAAUUACCUGUUACUCUGAAAGUUCAUGGAUUCAUUAAUAUUAUUGAAUUGGUAGUAUAUAAAUUCUUCGUUGAUAGUAUUAUCACGUGUUCUUUUUCAUUAGUGCCAUAUCAGUGUGACGCUAGAGCACUAUAUCAGCAACUAACCCGACUUUGAAACAUGAUUUUAGCAACUCUCUCAUUUUCAGACUUGAUAUAAGGAUUCUGGAUAUUAGCCAAACUUUUCACCAAUGAGUUUAGAAGCAGCAGAGAGGGAUAUUAUUUCUGUAACCCCUGAGAUAUCAAGGCCUAAAAGUUCAGUGGGAAGAAACCUGACAGGGAAAAAGGAAGGUUCAUCUGAGGAAAAGCCAGUUCCUCAUUACCUAAGAGCUUCCACAAAUUCUUGCCAUGAUUUGUGCAAGUAUGGAAUAAAGCAUGAUGUCGAGGUUAAGAAAAGGCGACCUAUUCGCAAAAAAAAAUUAGCCAAUAAAGACAACCCUAUUGGUGAAAAAGAUGAAGGCACCGUUGCUAACAAACUAGAGAGAGGAAAGAAAGAUUAUUCAGAUUUGCCACCUGAGAAGCCAGAAAAUGAUAUGCCACCUGAGAAGAUAAUUCAGAUUUCUGAUCUUCCAACUGAAAAGAUAAUUCAGCUUUUUGACUCGACUACAAAUCCAGAAGAAGUUUCAGUUCAAGGUUCCAUGGAUUGGGAGUUCGAUUUUCCCUCAAGUGCUAAGAUGACUGAUUCACUUGUUAAGCAUGCACCUCCGAAUCAAGAUGACGGAUCAUCAGAGGAAACAACAUGCAUCGAACUAAUGACGCCAUCAUCCGUUUCACCAAGCAAUGCUUCUGAUUUGCAUGAGUCAAAUUAUCUGUCAGAAGGAUUAGGAUUACCUGUGAAGCCCAUAAGCAUCAAUCUAGAUCAGAAAGCAGUGGAGAAUGUCAUUGCCUUUAGCGAGAUUGGACCUACAGAAGGAUCAUCAACUGAACCUGUCGUGGUAAAACUCAUGGUUUCAUCAUCAACUGAACACAUCAAUGCUUCGGUCACUCAUACAUCUUCCAUUCUUCUAGAAGAGAUCCACCAUACAUCUUCCAAUCUUCUAGAAGGGAUCUCUGAAGAGCUGAAUGCCACAUUUCCUGUACAGGAACACACUGCUUCUAGUGAGCAUAUCACUUUAAGCGAACUGGACGCAUCGCCUGUUGAAGUCUCAAGCGUGAAGCCUAAGAAUCACAAAAAUGCAAUAUCAGCCAGGAAGGAACUUGCCAAUGGUGGUAUACCACGCAAGACAACAACACUAUACGGUGCAAAUAAAAGGGGACAAAAGGUAGGUCCUCUAGUAGCCAAAGCAAAAGGAGAUAUAACUGAACUCAAAAGUGCAGAUGAAAAUAUUGGCGCCCACGGAAGAACCAAAAUCAUUCGACCUGCAAAGGUCAUGGUAUCUGGGAUUUCAAAUACAAAGGAAAAGAAUUCGUUAAGUGUAAUAAGCAAAUCGGUAAUUUCUAGUAAGACAGAGACUAAACAGAUGAAUAACAACCUUGUUGCUGAGACAACCAGGACAGUCAAGAAAAGAGCUUUAUCAGCUGGUAAGACUGCUAAUGAAUCUUCUGAGCCAGCCAACCCCGUGAAAGCCAGGGAUCUCUUACUUAAAGCUAUGUCUCAAUCAACUUCUUCAGAAAAUCUGAAUCAAUUACAGAGUGAUAAGAUAAGCAAGGUUUCAAGCCAUUCAGGUAGAGAAGUGAACAAAGUACUGGGGCAAUCCUUGAGUUCUCUAUCUGUGCGAUCCCUUACUAGAAAAGUUUCAACAAGAAAGUUAUGUAAAAACAGGAAUAUAACCCCCAUCCCUCUGGUGAAAAUUGAAAACAGAGCUGGGAAACUGGGACCAAAGAAAGAAAGUGGUGAAUGUAGUGGGCCAAAACAAGAGAACAUAAAUCUCAGGUCUCUGAAGCAAAAUGUUAGAAAGCAUGUGGAAGUGAAUAAAUCUGUUGGGAAAGAGGGUAACAUUGGUUCUAAAUCUCUUGGAGUGAAUGAACCUGAUAUGAGACAAGCAGUAGCACAAGGAAGCUCCAUUGUUAUAUCGAAGGAUAAAAUUGGUAAACCACAUAGAAGAACCGCAAGCAUCCAGUCAGAUAAAUUAUCUACACCUCUCAAGUUGAAAUUCAGCAGAGGUAAGGUAGUCAACCUGCAAUCUGAGAACAAGGCACCAAGAAUACUGAAAUUCAGACAGGCUAAAAUAGCAAGUGACAAACAAAAUGCUAAAGGUGACGUUGAUACAAAAUUUACUGUUAUCUCCAAGAGUCAGAUUGACAGACCACAUAGAAGAACCGCAAGUGUCCACUUGGAAGAUAAAUUUUCCACCCCUCAGAAGUUGAAAUUCAGAAGAGGUAAGGUCACUAGCCUGCAACCUGAGAACAAUGUGCCAAGAAUUCUCAGAUUCAGACGUUGUAAAUUGGCAAGUGACAACCAAAACGAUGAAGGAGAUUUCCAUACAAAGUUUCUUAGGAGUGGUCGAAGUGUUCCAAACUCCAAUGCUUCCCUUGCAAAAGCACUUCUAGUCGUUCUGAAGCACCAAGAUGUGCAGAAAAAGAAAGACACACAACGUUUGUUGAAUCAGGUGAUUGAGGAAACUGCUAGUAAACUUGUUGUGACAAGGAAGAGCAAGGUGAAGGCCCUGGUUGGUGCUUUUGAAACUGUUAUCUCACUUCACGAAGGCAAAGUGUCUCCUCCUCGAGUUCCACCAACUCUUUCUGAUGCUUCAUUUCCACGAUUGCGUGCGUCAUAAUAUUCUCUUCUUUGCCAUUGAAUCUGCAUGAGAUUGGAUUGCAUACUAAUAUGCUCUGAAGGUGUUCUCUCAGGCAACAGUAAUAAAAUUAGAAUCAGAAUAAAAGGCUAACAGGUUUUGCUUGUGUUUGUUUUAGUCCUGCUGUAUAUUUCAAAUAAGUUUUGCUACUCGUUUUUCUAUUUUGUUUGUACCUUGACUUUUCUCGUUCCACACUUGUCUAAGCUUAGUGGAUAAUCAAAACACCUGUCAGACAGUAAUAAAUAAAUUUGCUUUUCAUUUU
Messenger RNA from Zingiber officinale, 3909 nucleotides. RefSeq lists its product as uncharacterized. The record is from RefSeq and is a predicted model, not a curated record. Gene Ontology annotation, molecular function: calmodulin binding. Lineage: Eukaryota; Viridiplantae; Streptophyta; Magnoliopsida; Zingiberales; Zingiberaceae. The coding region runs from base 1104 to 3629 and encodes 841 amino acids. The transcript has 2 exons.